CUGAGCGGGCACGGCAACAGAGACGCGAUAUCCUGCGCCGGCUUCUGGCUUGAAAACCGGGGAAUCACCACUUCACUUUUGUGUCCCCACAGCCUCCUCCCGUCAGCCACUGACUCUGGGCGGAGCUGUCCUUGGAGUGACCAUGGUUCCUGGAAACGGAAAGCCGAUAACUGACCUCCAGAGCUCUGACCAUGAAUUGCAGGCGGGCGUGUGGACGGCCUACUGAUCUGUCCGUCAGUUGGCCUCGGAUCGGUGAGGGGGGCGGAUCGCUCGGAGGCGCGCUAUUCUCUGAAGCUAUCGGCACAAGAAGAGAAAAAGCCAAAAUUUCAGGGGCCAAAUCCUUGACUCGGCCUAUAGGGAAAGGGCUGGCGAGUAUGGCAUAGCCCCCCAGUGCCAGACGAGGGGCACCAGUCUGUAUGUAUACUGGUUCCAGCCGCGAGAGGAUGAACCAGGUUUGCUCGCGGAGUGAAUCAUACUCUGUAUUAAGGUCUUAUAGGAACCAAUCAUCAGGAUCAUGCAGGACCGUGUUCUGAGGUCAGGGACUACGGGCCACUAUCCUGAGUUUAAAACAUGGAUUCCAGGUGAUUACAAAACUCUCGCCGUGUGUGAGUCUGACUACGAAGACUUUACUCAUAUUGUAAGAACUGUGCAUUUUGAAGACUAUCUGCAGGGAAAAUUGCGUGAUACUCUAAUACCCUAUGAGACGGAAGUCAGGCACCGCACCCUACUCCCAGAUGGUAUAAAAGGGUUAUGGUUUCGUGUUCUGGACUCUGAAACAGAGAAAGACAUAAUGAAAGACGGAGACUGGUUCGGAAAUGUCAUGUACAAAGUAGAUUUUAAUGAAUUUUGUGACAAAUUUUUGUUUACGAAGAAGUAUAAGGCUUACUUCAUGGAGGUGAUUCAAUACAAUUUCUCCGCUUCUACGAGAAUUUUGAUUGCUUCACCAGAUUCCUCAAAAUUUGGUAUGAAAUCUGGAUGGGGAUUCAAGGAAUCUGGUGAUGAAUUUACUCUCUUUCCGGAAUACGACCAUUUAAAACCCGGAGGACCCUGGCACCAAUUGGAUAACCAAAAUAGGUAUCUAAGCAAUCACAGGAAGUAUUUCGAAGGCACAAUAGAGAAACAAUGCAACAGUACACUCGAGUUCUUUCUCGUGUUGGACGAAGCAGAUAUACAACAACUGUACACAUUGUCGGAUGUAAGAAGUGUUCCACACUAUCCAGAUCACAAAAAGAAAGAGGGUCAACGCAGCUGUCACAAAUACAGGAGUGGCAUAUUACAUAAGUGGUGCCCAUCGCAUUGCAGUAUUGAGCAAACUGACGCUGUACGGGCUGACAUAGAGGCCAUUACAGAAAAAGAGGAGAACAAGGUUGCUGCAUGCCAUAUGUUACAGAUUGUGCCAGAUAUACUGGACAAGAUCAACGAAAGAUGUAGAGGAUUUAAAAUUGAAAAUGUAGAUUUUGAGGUGAUAGUAACACUAACAAAACAAAGUCAAAAAAUUAUUGAGGGCUUGUCUUAUGAGGAUGGUUGUAGGAGACAACAAGUGGCACACAAGGUGGAAGAAAUAUUGAAGAUAUUGGAAAAGUUUGUAAGUAACGAACUCGAUCAAAUACGAAAGAGUUUGAGAAUGAGCUUAGAUGAGAAUAGGGAUCGGAUUAUGGAACAAAAAAAUAUAGUGACACACAGAGUACAAACUUGGAUGCAAAGGAUGAUAAAAGAAAUAAAAGAACAUCUCUGUCAACAGUAACUGGCGAUACUUGUUAUGGGCCAAUUAUCGGUAUAUAUCUUCCUAAGAUGGGUAAAUAAGAUUUCUCCAUUAUCCUUUAUUACUUUUAUUCAUUAUUCUCAGUUCCUGCUUUACAAAUAAUCUCGGUGGAAACUUCCCACCAACAGCCAGUUCACCUAUGGUACGAACCACACUGAUGUUCAAUAACAGACUGAGCCCAAAGGAAAGAUAGAUCAACUCUCAACCCAGACACAGGCAAUGAUUUCAUGUCAAAAUCCUUCCGAAUCUGGAAUCAAAACCACACACACAUCGGAGAGACAUGAAGACACUCGUGUGUCUCCUUCAUGUGUUUAGAUAUUAAUGAACUCUUUCAUUUGUUACAAGGUGACGGAGGAACGGGGUUAUGUCCGCGCUGUUGUGUUUUCUUCAAAAAUGUUAUUGGGAGCUUAUGCUUAUAUAUAUAUAUAUAUAUAUAUAUAUAUAUAUAUAUAUAUAUAUAUAUAUAUAUAUAUAUAUAUAUAUAUAUAUAUAUAUAUAUAAAUAUAUAACACUAAGAUUUUUACUGCAUAUCUGUAACAUGAUGCUGACGACCAUACUCUCAUCAUGAGGAAUUUCCAGUGUUCUCGCUUUAUCAUUGUUUUAUAAUGUCAUGCUUACAUGUGCCAGAAUUGUGUAUUGCUAAAGUUAUUCAGAGAGACAAUGCUUGCCUAAUAAUGUCUGUUUCUGUGUCAGUCUCUAUGUGACUAUCUUAUCUAGUUGUUUUUACGAAAUUGAACUUGUGGGGUGAUGAGCUUCAGCUCUUUGGUCCCAUCUCUCAACUUUUCAUUAACUGGUGUACAGGUUUCCGAACAUAA
Messenger RNA from Procambarus clarkii (red swamp crayfish), 2577 nucleotides. RefSeq lists its product as uncharacterized. Lineage: Eukaryota; Metazoa; Arthropoda; Malacostraca; Decapoda; Cambaridae. The record is from RefSeq and is a predicted model, not a curated record.